Molecule: messenger RNA, 1254 nt
Organism: Acomys russatus (golden spiny mouse)
Lineage: Eukaryota; Metazoa; Chordata; Mammalia; Rodentia; Muridae
Gene: Dxo
Product: decapping exoribonuclease
Exons: 6
Coding region: 1-1197 (398 amino acids)
Biological process (GO): NAD-cap decapping; nuclear-transcribed mRNA catabolic process
Cellular component (GO): cytosol; nucleus
Molecular function (GO): mRNA 5'-diphosphatase activity
Source: RefSeq, a predicted model, not a curated record
AUGGACCCGCGGUGGGCCAAGAGGAAGGCUGAGCAGCCGGCGGCGGCGGCGGCGGCCUGGAAGAAGCUGCCGCGUCGGGCGCCCUCGCUGCGCGCAGAGCCCGCUCUCUACGCCGGAGCCUUUCCUUUCUACCGGCGCCCUUCCGAGCUGGGCUGCUUCUCGCUGGACGCGCAGCGCCAGUACCACGGCGACGCCCGAGCCCUCCGCUACUACAGCCCGCCCCCCGCCAGCGGCCCGGGCCCGGCCUUCGACCUGAGGGAUGGGUACCCCGAGCGGUACCAGCCCCGGGACGAGGAAGCCAAGGAGAGGCUGGACCACUUGCUGCGCUGGGUUCUGGAACACCGCGGCCAGCUGGAGGGGGGUCCGGGCUGGCUGGCGACGGCCACGGUGACGUGGAGGGGACACCUGACGAAACUGCUGACCACGCCGUACGAGCGGCAGGAGGGCUGGCAGCUGGCAGCCUCCCGCUUCCAAGGGACGCUGUACCUGAGUGAGGUGGAGACCCCGGCGGCGCGGGCGCAGAGGCUCGCCAGGCCGCCCCUCCUCCGGGAGCUCACGUACAUGGGCUACAAGUUUGAGCAGUACAUGUGUGCAGACAAGCCCGGAGGCGCCCCAGACCCCUCUGGGGAGGUUAACACCAACGUGGCCUUCUGCUCGGUGCUACGCAGCCGCCUGGGGAGGCACCCGCUGCUAUUCUCCGGGGAGGUGGACUGCCUCAACCCCCAGGCCCCGUCCACACAGCCCCCCGCCUGCUAUGUGGAGCUCAAGACCUCCAAGGAGAUGCACACCCCUGGCCAGUGGAGGAGCUUCUACAGGCACAAGCUUCUGAAAUGGUGGGCUCAGUCGUUCCUCCCAGGGGUCCCGCAUGUUGUCGCCGGCUUCCGGAACCCGGAAGGUUUCGUGUGUUCCUUAAAGACCUUUCCUACCAUGGAGAUGUUUGAAAACGUCAGGAAUGACCCGGAUGGCUGGAAUCCCUCUGUGUGCAUGAACUUCUGUGCCGCCUUCCUUAGUUUUGCCCAGAGCACAGUUGUCCAGGACGACCCCAGGCUCGUCCACCUCUUCUCCUGGGAACCUGGUGGCCCGGUCACUGUGUCUGCCCACUGGGGUGCACCCUAUGCCUUCCUGCCCUCAUGGUAUGUGGAAGCCAUGACCCAAGACCUCCCGUCACUCUCAGAGACUCCCUCCCGCAAGGAGUGAUGCUUCCGAGGACACAGCAGUCUGGUCUCUCUGCAGAUAAUAAAGCCGUGUUUCUAA